AGUUACCGACCCCAUUAAUGGCAUCAAAACCACUUCAAACAAGGCACUAAAUGCCUAUGUCAGUGUCCAUUGUACGGUAUUUUCAACUACCUCACCUCUCUUGAUUCAACACACGUCCAUCAACUUAAGCAUAUCUAAAAACACUGCUUAUUUUUCCACUUCCCAAGGUUCUGUUGUUCCCUCUGUCCUCUUCUCUGUUACCACCAUCAUCACCUUUAAACUGAGCUUCCUAGUGGUGGGUCUUUCUUUGUUUUUUUCCUCACAGGUUCUCUUUGAUGUAAAGUUGCAUUCUUUUCUCCUUCAUGUUGAACCUGUUGAACAAAAUUUCCUUCUGGGUAGUUUACUUUUGAAAGAUAAUGUUAGUUUCCAUUGAAAAUCUUUGAAGUUUAAGGGAAGUGUUUUUGAGUCUGUUGGGUAUUUUUUCUUCUUUUUGAAUUGGGUAGUCCAAAGCUAGUUACAAGUUUGAUGCUCAUCUUCAUCAAAUUUGGUGCAUAAUGCUCCAAACUGGUUCAAAGAGAUGUUUUUGCCUUUGUCUUGUGGUUGUUUCCUUGUUAUUGUUCAUUCCAAACACACAUGAAUUACAAGCAGCUCAGACACAAGCCUUGUUACAGUUAAGGAUUUAUCUUGAGUACCCUGCUUCAUUGCAAAUUUGGGGAAAUUACAAUGGAGAUUUCUGUAGUCUUUCUUCAUCUGCACAUAUGAGCAUUAAAUGUGAAGAUGAUACAGUAACUGAGCUUGAAAUUAUGGGUGAUAAACUUGUAAAUGCAUCAUGGUUCAAUGGAUUUGCAGUUCCCAAUCAGACACUAUCGGUGAAUUUCUCUAUUGAUUCUUUUUUUACCACGUUGACAAGGUUAACCAGCUUAAGGGUUCUUAGCUUGGUGUCCUUGGGACUUUGGGGGCCACUUCCUGAUAAGAUUCACCGUUUAUCUUUGCUUGAAGUUUUGGACUUGAGUUCAAAUUUCUUAUUUGGUGCUAUCCCACCGAAAAUAUCUACAAUGGUAAAGCUUCAUGCACUAACACUUGAUGAGAAUUAUUUUAAUUCCAGUAGUCCUGAUUGGUUUGAUUCAUUGUCUAAUCUAAAUAUCUUGAGUUUGAAGAGCAACAGAUUAAAGGGUUCAUUCCCCUCUUCACUAUGCAAAGUUAAGACACUUCAAGUUAUUUCCUUGCCUCACAAUGAGCUUUCUGGUGGAUUACCUGAUCUUAGUACCCUCAAUGGCCUACAUGUUCUGGAUUUAAGAGAAAAUCAUUUAGAAUCUGAACUACCAUUGUUGCCAAAAGGAGUAAUCACUGUUCUGCUGAGCAAAAACUCAUUCUCAGGUGAGAUACCUAGGGAGUAUGGUGAAUUGGAUCAGCUUCAACAUCUAGAUCUUUCAUCAAAUCAUCUCAGUGGGAUACCCCCAUCUUCCUUAUUCUCUUUGCCAAACGUAAGUUAUUUGAAUCUAGCAAGCAAUGUGCUAAGUGGGUCCCUUUCUGACAAACUUAGUUGUGGCACCAAACUUGGGUUUGUGGAUAUUUCUAGUAACAAGUUACAUGGUGGACUUCCUUCUUGCUUGGCCAAUACUUCUAAUAGUAGAGUUGUCAGAUAUGGUGGAAACUGUUUAUCUUUUGAUUCUAGGACUCAGCAAAGAGGGUCUUAUUGUAAAGAAUCCAAUUCAAUAUGGAAGAAAUUCAAGGCAUGGAAAGUAGCUGUAGCAGUGGCCAUCAUUGUUGGACUUGUUCUUGUGCUUUUGGUGUCUGGAGUUUUCUUAUGUAAAAAAUACCAUUCAAGAAAGGCAACUAGGAAGGAUAUGUUGCUUAAGAUUGUUCACGAUAACUCCACAACUGGGGUUUCAUCUGAACUCCUCGCAAAUGCCAGAUUCAUUUCUCAAACAGUGAAGCUAGGGACACAAACUACUCCAACCUGUCGACAAUUUUCAAUAGAAGAGUUGAAGGGAGCAACAAAAAGUUUUGAUUUGUCAACUUAUAUUGGUGAAGGCUCCAUAGGGAAGCUGUACAAAGGUAAACUAGAGAAUGGAUCCUAUGUGGUGGUACGAUCUUUGGCUCUGUCAAAGAAAUGCUCAAUUCAAAAUCUUAAAGCUAGGUUGGAUUUACUCUCAAAGCUUCAACAUCCAAAUUUGGUUACCCUUUUGGGUCAUUGUAUUGAUGGUGGUGGACAAGAUGAUUCCAGCCCCCGCAAACUUCAUCUUGUAUAUGAGUAUGUGCCAAAUGGAAAUUAUCGUACCCAUUUGUCAGAAUUUUCUACAGAGAAGGCACUUAAGUGGUCUGAUAGAUUGGCAAUUUUAAUUGGAGUUGCAAAGGCAGUGCAUUUCUUACAUACUGGUGUUAUACCAGGUUGUUUUAAUAACCAACUAAAGACCAAGAAUGUCUUACUUGAUGAACACCGCAUUCCAAAACUAAGUGACUAUGGUAUGUCCAUCAUCACUGAAGAAAUCGAAAAGCAUGGGGCAAAGGGUGAGAAGCGAAAAUCAUGCAGUCAAAGGACAAAAGCGGAGAAUGAUGUUUAUAAUUUCGGAUUCAUAUUGUUUGAAUCACUUGUUGGACCCAUAGCAAGUGACAAAGGUGAAGCAUUUUUUCUAAAUGAAAAGGCAUCCUUUGGGAGUCAAGAUGGUAGAAGAAAGAUUGUGGAUCCAGUAGUGUUGACCACUUGCUCUCAAGAGUCAUUAUCAAUUGCAAUUUCUAUAACAACCAAAUGCAUAUCUCCAGAAUCUUCAUCUCGCCCAUCUUUUGAGGAUGUCCUAUGGAACUUACAAUAUGCAGCUCAAGUUCAAGCCACAGCAGAUGCAGACCAGAAAUCAGAUUCUUACAUCAUAGGUCCAAGUUUGUAGUAAAGUUCCUUCUCAAACAAUGCAGAUAAAGAAAGUAGGGAUAUCUAUAAGUAAAAAAACAAUGCAAGAUGUCAAUCUUCAUUGCAAAUAUAAAGGUAUAAUUGUAAAAAUGUUCUCUCUAUUUUUAUGUUUCUUCUAGAGUUUUGAUAGGAAAUAGUUACUUAGGAUUCAUAUAUACCUUUUAGAAACAAGUAAAGUAGGAAUUUAUUAGGCCAAUGAAGCAAAUCAUGAACUUGACUAACUAGUGAUAGCAUGAAUGUUCCUAGAAAUAUUCUGGUGGAUGUAGUUCUCAUUCUUGUGGUUAUUUGA
This is a messenger RNA of Gastrolobium bilobum, 3134 nucleotides long. Its product is annotated as probable inactive leucine-rich repeat receptor-like protein kinase At3g03770. The record is from RefSeq and is a predicted model, not a curated record. The transcript is spliced from 7 exons. NCBI's taxonomy places the organism in Eukaryota, Viridiplantae, Streptophyta, Magnoliopsida, Fabales, Fabaceae. Gene Ontology annotation, molecular function: receptor serine/threonine kinase binding; ATP binding; protein kinase activity. Gene Ontology annotation, biological process: protein phosphorylation. The coding region runs from base 495 to 2825 and encodes 776 amino acids.